AUGGACUUUGUAAAAUUACCCAAAAUGCAAAACAAGUAUCUGCGAUGCCCAUCUUCCGUCUACGAAGACCUGGAAUCGAAACAUUACAUGAUGCCUGCUGGAGAAACUGAUGAUCAUGACACUUGGGUAACGUCCAGAUUCUCGCCACAUUGGAAUCAAGAGCACAUUUUAUAUAUGGGUGAUGAUCCAGGAAAUAUAGGUAUCUUCGAUGUUCGAAAGUUUCAAGAUCGAUCAGUGCCGUUAGAAGAGCGACAGUUACAUUUUUUUCCCGCGCAUGAUGGAGCGAUUAUGGAUGUGGUUGGUGUUCCGAACAACGAAUCGCAAAUCGUAUCGAUAUCAGGAGAUUCAACAAUUCGAUGUUGGGAUCUGAAUCAGGCGCCUCGAGAUCGAAAAUCGCAACUUUUUUUCGGACAUGAAGGAUCCGUUCGAUCGAUAAGCUUCUCUCCAAAUGAUCCCAAUGUCUUUGUUACUGGUGGUCGAGAUUUUCAAGUGAAAGUAUGGGAUAUGCGUGUAUCGACAGUUAGAAAAAUGGAAGAAGACUGUCGAAUGGCUACGAUCACUUAUAAAACAGCACAUCCGAAAAAUACUGAUAAAAAAUUAACUAGCGCUGGGACACCGAAAUCAAAAGCGAAAUCGGCGAAACUUGAGGGUCACAAAGUGACAAGUGUCAUCUUUCUCGACGAAAACCACGUGGCAAGUGCUUCUGAAAAUGCAGCGAGCGGUAUUCGCGUUUGGGAUAUUAGAAAACCAACGAAGAAUGGAUUAGAACAUCCAUCUCGAGUGCUGAAUGUGCCGACGUCAAACAAAAAGUCAUAUGGAGUCACAUGUCUCACUUUGGAUCGGUUUGGAAACCGACUAUUCGCGUCGUGCACCGAUUCUUCGAUUUUUGAAUAUUCGGUCCCAACAGCAUCUGUAUCACCGAGUGAGUUGGAAAAUUCAUUUGCCUACCCAAACGAUAAUUUUUCAGUUAAUUCUUAUACUGGUGCCACCAUCCACAACUUUUACACCCAAGUCUCUUGCUCUCCGAUAUCGGAUACCAUCGCUUGUGGGAGCGAAGACGGUCGUGCGGUAUUAUGGGAUCUACAGGAUCAGUACGUCUACAUGAAUGACUUGUCUUUUCCGGAUGAGAUAGAUAAACGACGGUCGAAACUGCCAAAAUGGUCUUUCGGAGGACACCUGAAGCAGGUCUUGAAUGUGGGAUGGAGCUCUCGAGGCAACUAUUUCAUGUCUUGUGAUGAAGGAGGUGUUCGGAUUUGGACAGAACCAAGACAAAAGAAAUCGUGGAAACUCUUUGAGGAAGAUGAUUUCCCGUAUCCCGCGCCCAAUCACAGCGAUGGAUUUGCAUAUGAGCUUGUGAAACCUUUCGAAUUGAAAGAAUCGGAUGCAGCGAUGACAGGUUUCGACAGUAUUUCUUUAUCACCAAGGCAACGAGCCGACUCCGGAUUAGUCGGAGGAUCGCCGCAGAAGAAUCGUGGAUCGAAAAGACCUAUUAUUACAAGCCCAUUUAAAUCGAUAUCUUCAAGUCCAAAACCAAUCAGACUAGGUCAAUCACCUAGAGCAAAAAUGUUUAAAAUGUCACAAUCCCCGGGUACCAGUCCUUUGAAACCAACGAAUUCCAAUGUUCAAGAUAUGGGAUACAGUACUCCACGACACAAGAGAUCGCAUAGGAGGAAAUCACCAUUCCAUUUUGAACAUCCAACCGAGCAAAUGCCGAAUUUCGUCUACGAUAAUUUUAUUAAAAAGUUGAAAGGAGAAUCGGAAGAACCGGAAGAUACUAGAAAGUCAUUGACGAAAACAGGACGAAAACGAAUAGAAGAUUGGUGGCAGACGAAAGGAGAAAAUGUACCGACAACGGGUAGAGCAAGGUUGCCAAGCAUCAGCGAAUUCGGCAAAUCUGCUUGCUCAAAGGUUCUAACAGAGACCGAAAGGAAUGCUUUGAAUUCCCCGCGAAAGUUAUUAGUACUCCGAACGUCACAAUCUCCAUGUAAAAUCGUCACAACACCCGUUUCCGCUCCAACGAAAUCCAUACCGAUGACACCUCGAAAACCGACCGAUAAACGACCGACGAGUCGAAAUUUGUUCCAUUACUUCAAAAAGUAG
This is a messenger RNA of Caenorhabditis briggsae, 2100 nucleotides long. RefSeq names its product Protein CBR-CDT-2 (gene Cbr-cdt-2). Gene Ontology annotation, biological process: mitotic G2 DNA damage checkpoint signaling; proteasome-mediated ubiquitin-dependent protein catabolic process. Gene Ontology annotation, cellular component: nucleus. Lineage: Eukaryota; Metazoa; Nematoda; Chromadorea; Rhabditida; Rhabditidae. The transcript has 7 exons. Gene Ontology annotation, molecular function: protein binding; protein-macromolecule adaptor activity. The record is from RefSeq and is a predicted model, not a curated record. Bases 1 to 2100 code for a protein of 699 amino acids.